GGCAGCUCUAGGUAUUGGCAGCGCGAACAAGAUAUCCACCCGUGAUCCCCCUUUGUGGGUACCUAUGUACAUCUAGUAGCUAGUGCAGUGAGUGCUCCCAGGCAUGGCCUACCGCCAGUGCUAUCCUCAGCAGUCCGGCCAGGAGGUCGACGAAGGCUAUGUCUGUCUUUUCUGCAACCAGAGCUUUGAAAAAGACUUGCAGCUGGCGGCGGAGCUGGGAAAGACCCUCCUGGAGCGGAACAAAGAACUGGAAACCGCGCUACGGCACCACCAGAACAUCGCCGAGGACCAGGCUCAAGAGAUCGAGUACUUGAGGAAGCAAACGUUGGCCCUGAGGGAAGUAAACGAUUCGAGGAUGAAGAUCUACGAACAGCUGGAGAUCAGCAUCCAAGAACUGGAGACCAGCAACCACCGGCUCAAGGCACAAGGGGUAGCCGACAAGAAACAAAUUUCAAAUUUAGAGCAGCAAGUAGAGAAGUUGGAAGGGCGUAUAGAGGAGCAGGUGAGGCAUAUAGAAGAGAAGAACCAGCUUCUGGAAGGAAGAAGUGGUGGAGGAAAGCAGGGUGACAGAGCUGCAAGUGGCGAUGAACAGCUUCGUGAAGAACUCUCUGCUGCCCGGCAAGAGGUUGGCAAACACCAAGCCAAGCUCCGUGAGCUCCAGACAACUGUAGACUAUGUUACACAGGAGAAUCUGAGGCUUGAAGAGCAGGUGUUGUUCAUGCAGAGGAAACAAGAAGAAAUAUUGGCCAACAGUGAGCCACUUAGGCCACCAGGUGAUAUUUGUCCUCGGUGUCUUCGAAACCAAGAGACCGAGUCUAUGACAGGCGAUGAGGAUGAUGCUUCGGUAAUAGAUUCAUUGAUAGCAGAUGACUCCUACCAGUCGUACCUCAGGGAGUCAGUUGGCGAUUUGACACAGAAAGAUAAUCCUUACAGAACUCUUGUAGAGAAAUAUGAGGAACUGAUGAGAGUGGAGAAGCCAUUGCCUAGGCCUCGAGGAGAUGGUCCUAAGACGCUAUCACUCCAGGAAGAGCUCGAAUUGUCUGGAGAGUUCAGUUCCUUCACCAAGACAGGAGGUGAUCUUUCCGAGGCAGAGACUUCUAGCUCUGGCUUUUCUGAUGAAGCAGUGUCCAAAUCGACCCAGACAGAAGCGAUUGUCCCACCCGGGGCCUUCCUUUGCUCCAUUACGGAUGGAGAUGACUGCAAGUUCAGCAUCUAUGAUGAGGCAUCUCCCAUUGAGACUAGGUUCCGUAAGACCCCCGAGUACAGAAAAUUAUUCAGAGAGAUCUUUGACGUUCUAAAGAGAGCCGCAGAAGCUAAGGAUGAAGGAGAGUCCCUACCAUUGCUUGAAGAUUUGACUCCAGUCUGUGAUGGAGCUCCAAAGGUGCCACCAGUUACCCCUUGUACCGAGGAGAGCCCACAGUUACCUCAGGAACCAAAGAAGCGACGGCGAAGAAGAGGAGGUGGUAAGAAAUGGGCAGAGCCACCACAGUCUACCAGCCCUGCCCCCAGGCCGACUUGGUGGACAGCUGAACCGUCCUCUGCAGCUCAGGAGGUGGCCAAAUUGAAGCAGCUGGAAAAGUCUUAUGCUGAAGUGCUCCGUCUUGGAAGGCAGCAUGCCAAUAGAAAGUAAACGCCCUACCUCAACUGAACUACCUUCCAACUCCUCGCCUGUUUUCCCUCUUUUUUGGAAUAAUUCUUUGAUUCGUAAUUUUAUCGAUGUUUGUCUUUUGAAUAGUAUGAGAAACAUUUGCUCACGCAGCGAAUAUAGGGAUUUCUUACCACUUAAUUUAUUGGUAAAAAAAAAAAAAAGUGAAAACAUUUCAAUUUACAUCUAUCCAUAUUGAUUCCAUAAAUUGUAUCUAUAUAAUUUAAGCUCCUUUUUUUUUACAUUAGUAUUUCUUUUUGUGUAAUAUAUAUAAAUUAAAAUUUUUAAUUAAAUAUCAAAACUCCACAACAUACUACCAAUGUGAUGUAUGUUUAUGAGUUAAGCUAAGAGAAAAGAGGUCAUCAUGAAACCUAAUCGGUUGUUUUAAUGUCUAGACGAUGCCAGUUCAAAUUAUAUAAAUAUAUUAUAUAUGAUGUAUACAUAGGAUAAAUGAUAAGUUACUAUUAUAAUGAACAACCAAAGGAUAAUUGUACUGUGUCAAGAACAUUCCUUACUCUUUUCGAGUUGUAUAUUUACAAUCAUUUUGUAUAUUUUUUCUUUUCUUUCUGUAUGUUUUAAUCGUUUUCUCUAUUUAUUUGUAUAUUUGUUUCUUUUUGAUGUGUUAUUAAUUGUGGGAGGAAUUAGAUUACUAUAUAGGAAUAAAUAUCCAUCUAUAUUGGACCAUAUUGGUAAAGUGUUCACUUCUUUUAGCUAAAACACUUUUAUACAAUUACUUCUUGAAUAAUGACUCUGACAGACUGUAAUUUUUUUGUUUGAUUUUUAUGAACAUUAAUCAAUUCAUUCACAUUCUAUUAUCUACAAUGAUAUAUAAUACAUGGCUAUACAUACAUACACACAUGUCACAAGUUAUAACAACAUGCUUACAUGUGUAAAUAUGUAUGUGAUGUAUAUAUAUUUAUAAAUAAUAUGUAAUUUAAUUCCUUAGAUGUUUAAAUUUAUUAUCGGCUCAAGGGAGUUUAUAAAUAAAAUGUAAAAUAUUAAAUUUUAGGAAAUUUAUGAACAUUUAAAUAACAGAUGUGCAGUGUAUAAAUAUUGUUCUAUUGGAUAUAUAAUUUAUCCAUGUCGACAUAUAUAUAUAUAUAUAAACAUAUAUAUUUGUAAAAUUUAAAUGUUUAAAAAUAUAUGUGCCAUUUAAAUUUUGUUAAA
Molecule: messenger RNA, 2812 nt
Organism: Nezara viridula (southern green stink bug)
Lineage: Eukaryota; Metazoa; Arthropoda; Insecta; Hemiptera; Pentatomidae
Source: the annotation of a GenBank genome assembly